This is a messenger RNA of Trichoderma breve, 816 nucleotides long. Its product is annotated as short chain dehydrogenase domain-containing protein. Gene Ontology annotation, molecular function: oxidoreductase activity, acting on the CH-OH group of donors, NAD or NADP as acceptor. Lineage: Eukaryota; Fungi; Ascomycota; Sordariomycetes; Hypocreales; Hypocreaceae. The coding region runs from base 1 to 816 and encodes 271 amino acids. The transcript is spliced from 5 exons. The record is from RefSeq and is a predicted model, not a curated record.
AUGCCGUCCUAUGUCAUCACUGGCGCCUCUAGAGGCCUAGGGCUCGAAUUUGUGCGCCAGUUAUCCAGCGACCCAAGCAACACCGUCGUUGGCCUCGUUCGAGACAAGACUGCGACCGAACUUGCUAUCACUCAAGAGCUACCAGGACGAUCCAACAUUCACAUCUUGCAAGCUGAUAUUACAGACUAUGACGUUGUCAAGAAUGCUGUGGCUGCCACUACCCAAAUCACUGGCGGGGCACUUGACUAUCUCAUCGCGAACGCGGCAUACGUAUCAGAAUUUGACGCCUAUGAUCCCAUUGGAGUUUUAGGCCACAAUCCCAAGGAGCUUGAGGAAGAUUUAUUCAAGUCUUUCAAGGUCAACGUUGUUUCAAACAUCCACCUCUUUAACUUGUACAUGCCUCUCAUUCUCAAGGGUAAUGCAAAAAAGGUCAUCUCCUUGUCCACUGGCAUGGCGGAUCUGGAUUCAACGAACAAAUUCGAGCUGGAGGUUGCCUCUGGAUACGCCAUCAGCAAGGCUGCCAUGAAUGUUGCUACCGGUAAAUUUCAUGCUCAGUACAAGAAGGAGGGCGUUUUGUUUAUGAGCAUCAGCCCUGGCGUGUCCGAUACUGGCCACUACAAUAAUGUAACUCAAGAGCAAAUGGGAAAAGUCGGGGAGAUGUUUCAGAAAUUUGUUACUUAUAAUCCCGACUUUAAGGGCCCAUCAUCUCCGGAGGCCGCUGUGAGGGAUGUCAUUGCUGUGUGGGAGAGUGCAAGCAUCGAGGGCGGCAGCGGUGGUUCCUUUGUGUCCCAUCAUGGAAACAAAAAGUGGCUGUGA